Galleria mellonella (greater wax moth) is the source of this 576-nucleotide messenger RNA. RefSeq lists its product as uncharacterized. The transcript is spliced from 5 exons. Bases 77 to 520 code for a protein of 147 amino acids. Gene Ontology annotation, molecular function: odorant binding. NCBI's taxonomy places the organism in Eukaryota, Metazoa, Arthropoda, Insecta, Lepidoptera, Pyralidae. The record is from RefSeq and is a predicted model, not a curated record.
UCAAUACUGCACAAAUGUUUGUUUAUAUACAUACAUUCCUGUGCAGUGAGAGUCGUGUGUUAUUGACAGUGCAAAAAUGAAUAAAUUAUAUUUCGCAUUAAUUUUAAUUAUAUCAGUCGUAAAAGCUGAUGUAAUCGAAGUACAAGCUAGAAAGAAAGGAGCAACUCUAAAACCAAUAUCGGCUUGCUGUGAUAUACCAGAACUUGGCUCUCCAAAACCACUGACUGAGUGUUCCAAUCCAAAGUUACCAGGCCCUUGCCGUGACGUACAGUGUGUAUUCGAAAAGUCUGGAUUUUUAACCGAUCAGAACAAACUUAACAAGGAAGUUUAUAAAAACCAUUUACUACAAUGGGCUGAUAAACACAAAGAUUGGUCGAGUGCUGUGAACAAGGCUAUAGAGGAUUGUGUCGAUAAAGAUAUUAGGCAGUACCUAGACGAGCCCUGCAAGGCGUACGAUGUAUUUACUUGUACAGGAAUUGCAAUGCUAAAGAAAUGCCCUAAAGCAGCGUGGAAGUGUUAGAAUUUGAGAAACUAACUUCAACUAAUAAAACUGCACAAAAUAAAUAAAUUUAAGAA